Cladophialophora immunda is the source of this 618-nucleotide messenger RNA. RefSeq lists its product as uncharacterized. Bases 1 to 618 code for a protein of 205 amino acids. NCBI's taxonomy places the organism in Eukaryota, Fungi, Ascomycota, Eurotiomycetes, Chaetothyriales, Herpotrichiellaceae. The record is from RefSeq and is a predicted model, not a curated record. The transcript has a single exon.
AUGGCACGAAUCCGCGACGACGACCCAAUCUCCUGCUCUCUGACUGACCGUCCCUCCAGUCACCGCGUGGUCGCCACGGCCCUGAAGUCACACACCAGACCCAGGUUCACUAGAACAGCGGUGGAGAUCAUUGCCACCACGAUUAUCUCCCAGCCCAGCACCACAGAUACCGUCCCAAUGGAGACCCCGAGCACCCAAUGGCAAAGUGAAGAUUCACAAAAUCCAGAUCCGUCGCCCUCAACUGUGAAUGAGGUCGAUCUCAGCACAAGUGCAGGCUCGACAGCAGUCGAAACCUCAAGCCCGACUCCUCUGUCACCGUCUACCUUGUCUGUGCAGGCGACAUCUCUGUCCAUGACCACCGUGGUUAUGUCGUCGCCCUUCCCGUCGCCCAGCUCCACUGUAUCUUUCACUUCCUCACCCACGUCGACCGCCUCAUCUACGUCCUCCACUGUGAACACCCUCGCCUCACCACCGUCCUCUGCCUACACCACGGGCAUCUACAUCGCUCUGGGGAUAUUCUUGUUCUUCGGCAUCUUGUGUGCUUUGGUCACCACACCUAUCACUGCAAACACGAUCAAGGGAGUUUUCAGGAGGCGAGGAAGAGCAAGUGAACAGUGA